Molecule: messenger RNA, 1023 nt
Organism: Psilocybe cubensis
Lineage: Eukaryota; Fungi; Basidiomycota; Agaricomycetes; Agaricales; Agrocybaceae
Exons: 1
Coding region: 1-1023 (340 amino acids)
Source: RefSeq, a predicted model, not a curated record
AUGGAGUCGGCGCUUCAUGCGAUGGACCAACUUGAAAGGGAUAUUCAACAAAACUACAUCUAUAAUCGGAGGGCGCCUAGUAAUCCAUGGGCCCCCUAUCUUCCAUCUUCUAGAGGAGGCUACACAAAUCCGCCUUCAGGAAGCGAAUACUUUCAACCUCGCCCUCCUGCCGACAUCCGCAUAAAUCGCAGCAACGCGUCAGACGCUAGUCAGUCGUCCUCGGGCUCUGAGAUAGCACGCUGGCCAGGCCGUCAGGAAGAACGGUACGAAUACCGAACCACUGAACAUGGUGGCUACACUGGGUAUUCUGGAAGGCCGGAUAGACAUUACCAUCAUCAUCAUAGGGAGAGGCCCGCCGCCUCGUUUCAUAGACCGUCGGUACCAAGAUCGCACUCGCACUCGCACUCACAAUCACGAAGCCGGCCCAGAGAUGUGUACGCACCGCCCAUUACGCCACACAAUUCGACUUAUACUCGUCAUUAUGUUUUGAAUGAUAAUCCAGCAGGGUUUCCAGAGGAGCCGCCAAAUCCUUUAGUGAACCAACAAGACUCUCCGAGAUCUAAUGAUGGACACAGACUACUUAUCGAUUAUGGAGGGAGUCAAACUCAUGACCUUGGCGCAGACCAUGAUUCGAUACCGCCCUCAUCUCCAAACGCACUUACCCCUGAAUGGUCUAUGGAGACAACAAGAGGCUCGGAGAAUUUAUCGCACAACUCAUCGCUGGGAUAUCAUUCUGAGGAUUCAGGGCGCUCGGGGUAUGGCUACGGGCGAUCAAGGGGGUAUAUUGAGCCAUACAGCCACGACCACUCGCUCGAGGAUGGAUACCAUGAAUAUCUUGAUGAUGGUGAACACGGGUAUGCAAGUGAUGGUGUUGCAAGUGACGAAGGUGUAUAUUACUCCUCUGACGAAGGACCGUAUAGUGAUGGGGGCGCGUACUCGGAUGGAGGUUACAGUUCAUACUAUUCGGAUUAUUAUGAAGAUGAUGACGAUGGCUUAUACAACGAUGCCUCAGAUUCAGAGUAA